GGAUGUUGUGCCUGUGAGAGGUGUAUGACAUGAUUCGCGGACCGGGAGCGGGAAGAUGACUUUGCUCCGGUCCCGCCCCACAGCGUCCAACCUUUAAAAAGUAAAUCCCAACGGCGACGGAUUGGGAUUGCCAUUUCCUCUCCGUUUGACAUUGAGAUAGUAUUCUCGGUAUAUGAAAAUCGAAUUCUAGAAAUACGUGAUGCCAACAACCAAUCAUAUAGGAAAGAGUCACCCCAGCUCCCGGGCAUGCAGGACUUGUGCAUUGGCAAAAGCAAAAUGCGUGCCACGGCCGGGAGGAUUAAAUGCGAAAUGUGAAAGAUGUCAUCGUCUAAAGAAAGAUUGUGUGACACAAUCUCCUUCUGUCAGGGUUUACAAGCCUCAAAAGACUACUCGAGUUGCACAAUUAGAGAAAAAACUUGAUGGAAUUGUGAACCUCCUGCAACAACAACAACAACAAAAACAAGACGUUCAUUCUCAAGAUACAACGCCGGCAUUUUCUCCACUAGCCACCAAUGGAAAUAUCCUCCCUGGAUCACCACUCCUCUCCGAACCAGAACCUCCAAAUCAAAUUCCUUACAGAGAUACCUCCCAUCUCGUCCCCAAACCUCUCGAACCGAGCAAAAGGCAAUCUGUCUAUGAAAAAAGCACAAAUGCUUGUCUCCUCGCCCACGCUAACUCGGAUCUCGAGCCUAACGAUAUGGAAAUCGAGAGGUUAGUGAAAUUGUACCAGAUGGAAAUGACAGCGAGAUUCCCUUUCGUGGUUAUUGAGACGGGAGGAUUGACAGGGAAGGAAUGGGUAGCGAGCAAACCUGUGCUGGGAAAGGCGGUUUUGAUGGCGGCGAGUUAUUAUAAUUUGCCGAGACAAACGGUUUAUGAGACGGCGUUAGUCAGAGAUUUGACGGAGAGGAUUAUGGUGAAGAGAGACAAAACUUUAGAAUUAUUGCAGACAAUUUUGGUUUUUUGUGGGUGGUAUCAUUACCAUUGUUUAGGUCAUCCUCACUUGAACAAUCUUCUAGGUCUAGCAACGGGACUUGCUGGAGAUUUGGGACUGAGCAAACCACCAUCAGCCGAUAGAUUCAAGUAUCCUUUUGGCCACAGUAGAGCUACAGCGGGAGAUUUCUCAAGGAGAACCAUGGAGCAGAGAAGGGCUUUAGCUGGUUUAUUCUAUCUAACCUCUUUAGUUGCAACAGGCUUUCAGCGUAUAGAUACUAUGAGAUAUUCGAUACAUCUUGAUGAAUGUGUUCGUUUCAUAGAGAAAAACACAGAACACACUACGGAUCUCUUAUUGGUUGAGUUAGUGAAGAUAUCGCAUCUUGGGGACAAAAUUGGGCAAGAUGUCUUACUCGUUCAGAGUGAUAGUGGAAUUCAAGUCCCUACUGCGUUAAAGUUGGGUUUAUUCCAGGUAGAACUAGAUGUGUUGAAGAAGGGUGUUCCUAGUGCUCUGGGAGACGAUGUAAUCUUACAGCUUCACCAUCACAUUUCUACCAUCCGUCUCUAUGAAGUCGCGUUAACUAAUGGCUGGAUACCCACAAACGCGACACAAUCACGUCAAUCUAUUUCAUCAGCCCGACCAAUUCACCCACCACCUCUACAUCCAUCCCACCUUCAAUCUCUCUACACCUGUCUCCACCACACACGCUCUUUCUUACACUUAGUCCUCUCAAUUUCUCCAUCCACCUAUCUAAGCCAGCCUAUUGCUCCAUGGUCUCUUCUCGCCUAUGCUCUCAUGGUUCUCGCUCGCCUCUCCUUCUACCAAAACCCACUUCUCCCAUCCUGGACCCUCGAUUUCGUCCGCGAAGUCUGCGAUCUCUCUUGGGUAUUGAAAGAGCUAGCAGAGCGAAACGAUAGAGCAAAAUUUGUAGAUAUCAAUAUCACUACCGAGGAUGGAGAAUGGGGAAGAGAUGCGGAGGUGGGCAGUGAUGGAAGAAGGGUGGGAGAGGGCUGGACAGAUUGUUUCGACAAGUUUGCGAGGAAGAUUCGCUUGGUGAAGGGGUGGUAUGAUCAGAGAGCUGCGGCUUAUGGGAGUUCGGCGCAGCCACAUCCGUUGGGGGAUGGGUUUAGAGUUGAUAGAAAUGCGGUAGAGGGUAUUGGUGAUGGGAGCGAGGAUAUUACCGAAGGGGGCACGUUGACGCAGAUUGAUACUAGGUUGGAGGAAGCGGUAAAUGCCCAAGUGAACUCGGAUUCAAUUCCAGUUCUGGGUGAAAUGGAUAUGAACUCUUGGGAUGGAUUUGAUGGACAGAAUUUUUGGAUGGAUUUGGGUGGGGAAUGGGAUAUAGAUGAAUUGGAGGCUAUGGGUGCGAUAUUAUAGGUACGUUAAAAGUAUGUCUCUGAAGUUCCGUCUUCUUCUAUUCUCAUUUUCCAACCGAAGGACGGAAAACGUGUAAUUUGGAUUUGAGAGGUAACCUCAGAAACCUCUUGAAAAUCAUGAUGCUCAAAAUCACCUGUUCAAACACACUUUGACCAAAUCUUCCCAACCCUCUCAGAAAUGGUAUUGUUCUUUCA
Molecule: messenger RNA, 2502 nt
Organism: Botrytis cinerea B05.10
Lineage: Eukaryota; Fungi; Ascomycota; Leotiomycetes; Helotiales; Sclerotiniaceae
Exons: 6
Coding region: 200-2308 (702 amino acids)
Biological process (GO): regulation of DNA-templated transcription
Cellular component (GO): nucleus
Molecular function (GO): transcription cis-regulatory region binding; zinc ion binding; DNA-binding transcription factor activity, RNA polymerase II-specific
Source: RefSeq, a predicted model, not a curated record